Serinus canaria (Common canary) is the source of this 2091-nucleotide messenger RNA. RefSeq names its product semaphorin 7A (John Milton Hagen blood group) (gene SEMA7A). Lineage: Eukaryota; Metazoa; Chordata; Aves; Passeriformes; Fringillidae. The record is from RefSeq and is a predicted model, not a curated record. The transcript has 14 exons. Gene Ontology annotation, cellular component: external side of plasma membrane. Bases 79 to 1980 code for a protein of 633 amino acids. Gene Ontology annotation, biological process: neural crest cell migration; semaphorin-plexin signaling pathway; positive regulation of macrophage cytokine production. Gene Ontology annotation, molecular function: semaphorin receptor binding; integrin binding; chemorepellent activity.
CUCGCAGCCUUUUGUACGCGGGGAGAUGCAGCUGUCAGCCCGCCCGGCCGCCGAUCCCGGCUCGCUCCCGGACUAGGAAUGGGCAGGAGGAAGUCGCCUGUUGCCCUCCUGGUGGCCCUGUGGCUCUGCCAGCUGGGCACGUGGGCAGCGGGGCGCCCCAAGGUGAACCCCAGGAUCAUCGCGGCUCCCCAAGGUGCCAAGGAAUAUGUCUUCCCACGGAGGGAGAGGUUCCCAGUGUUCUUCCACCAGGAAAACACCUCCUCCAUCUACGUCGGGGGCGAGGGGAGGCUCUACUACUACGACUUUGCAACGCGUGAGAACCACACGGAAGAGUUCCCGGUGAGAAAUGAAGGGCAGUGCAUGUCCUCUGGGAAUUUGGAGGACAGCCGGAACUUCCUGACCCUGGUGGAGCAGUUCGGGGACGGGCUCUUGGUGUGCGGCACCGGCGCCUGCGCUCCCACCUGCUGGAACGUGACGCAGAGGAAGGAGGGCCCGCCCUGGGAUGGGAGAGGGAUCGCUCCCUUCACCCCUGACUCCAACACCCUAGUCGUUGUCGACGGCCAGGACAUCUACUCCACCAUCAAGAAGAGCCAGCAGAAUGGGAAGAUCCCUCGAUUCCGCCGCGUCAGGGGCGGGGGAGAGCUCUACACCAGCGACACCGUGAUGCAGAACCCUCAGUUUGUCAAGGCCACCACGCUGAGGCACGAGGAGCCUCACCAGGACAAGAUUUAUUACUUCUUCCGCGAGGACAACCCGGACAAGAGCCCCGAGGCGCCCCGGAACAUCUCGCGGGUGGCCCAGCUAUGUAAGGAGGACAGGGGAGGAACCAGCUCCCUCUCAGCCUCCAAGUGGACCACAUUCCUCAAGGCCACCCUGAUCUGCGUGGACCCCGUCACCAAGGGCAACUUCAACUGGCUCCAGGAUGUCUUCUUUGUCCCCGCGGGUGACUGGCGGCGCUCCAAGGUCUACGGGCUCUUCACCAACACCUGGGGAAGCUCUGCCGUCUGCGUCUACUCCUUUGGGGACAUCGACAACGUGUUCAGGACAUCGCGGCUCAAAGGCUACAACGGCCCCACCCCGGAGGUCAAACCUGGCCAGUGUGUCCCCUCGGGGCAGCACACUCCGAGCGAGACCUUCAAGAUCGCGGACAGCCACCCCGAGGUGGAGGAGCGGGUGGAGCCGCUGUCGCCGUCGCGGAGCCCCCUGUUCCACAACAAGCACCGCUACCAGAAAAUCGGCGUGCACGAGGUGGCCGCGGCCGACGGGCAGCGCUACAACGUCCUCUACCUGGCCACAGACAAGGGGUCCAUCCACAAGGUGGUGGAGCUGCCGGACGGGGUGCAGAACAUUGUGGAGAUCCAGGUGUUCCCCAACAAGGAUCCCAUCCAGUCCAUGAUCCUGGACCACGCCAGGGCCGUGCUCUACGUGGGCUCCAGCAGCCGCGUCCUGGAGCUGCCCAUGGACAUGUGCGGGGCCUACCGCAACAACUGCCACAGCUGCGUGCUGGCCAGGGACCCCUACUGCGGCUGGGCCAACGGCUCCUGCCUCUCGCUGGCCCUCAGCAGGGAGGCGCUCCAGAACCUGAACUUGGACUCGUGGCGAGGCAGCUGCCAGAGGGGUGACGUCAAGGAAGACGACUUCCGCAACAUCUCGGUGAUGCCCCUCUCCCGCUACUACCUCAACUGCUCCAUCGAGUCCCACUACGCCACCUACAACUGGUACCACGAGGACGUGCUCAUCAAGAGCUGCAACACCUCCCACCCGCAGCACGACUGCUUCCACUUCAUCCCCAGCGUGCGCCGCGAGCACUACGGCCACUACGUCUGCGUCUCCGAGGAGGACGGAUUCCGCCAGGCGCUGGUCAAGGAGCGCCUGCUGGACCGCCAGCGCUUCCUCUGGCAGCGCGGCCACGCUCCGGCCACGCUGGCCUCGUGGCUCCAGCUGCUGCUCGUGGUGGCCCUGGCCGAGCUCUUCCACUGACGCCGCUCCUCCUCCGCGGACUUUGAGCCUCCCUCCCCGCCGGCCUCGCUGGCGGAGCCGCGGGAGGAGGCUGCCACACGCGGUGGCGGCCCCGCCGGCCGGCCAUGCAUG